CUUUUAUAUCUUUUCAUGAUAUGUGCUCGUCGAUAAAUACGUUUACGUGGUGAAUGACCGCUACUCUGCGUUUCAUUCCUUACCAUGGUGGGCGUUUCAAAGGUUCGACAGACCUUGUCUUCAUGGGAGAACUUUAGGCGCGUUCUCCAGGUUCCAGAGGACCAGUACCACUCUGAAGGUACGUCUCGUGCGCACUUGGGCUUGCUCUGGAGCAACCACGACAUCGAUCCUACCCCUCCAGAGGAGCGUAAAUGGUCUGCCUGGGUUUUCUCCGCAUUUUGGAUGGCCCAUGCCAUGAAUGCGUCUGCUUGGACUGCGGGUUCCGCGGCCGUGGGUCUCGGAUUGAGGUGGUGGCAAGCAUGGCUUGCUCUCAACAUUGCUCACAUUAUCGGAACACUUAUGAUAGUUGCAAAUGGCAGGAUGGCCGCCCGCUAUCACAUUGGAUACCCGGCGUGUAUAAGGGCGUCUUGGGGCAUGUGGGGGUCUUACAUGGCUGUAUCCAUGAGGUAUAUCAUCUGGAACGGUGUCAAUACAUUCUACGCCGGUCGUAUGGUGGAUGUAUGUCUUCAGUGCAUUUGGCCGUCUUGGGCCAACGUGAAGAAUACAUUACCGGAAUCGUCCGGGAUCACUACCCGCCAACUAGCAAGCUUCCAAUGUCUAACUUUAUUUCAUCCUCGAGAUUUGAGAGUGUUCUAUGCCGUCAAAUCUUUCAUAGUAUUUACAGCGAUGCACGCCAUUUUAAUAUGGUGGAUGAAGAAGAACGGAGGCGCGACCUUCCCUUUUGAAGCUUCGAACCAGCUGACCAGGUCGGAAACCGGCUGGUAUUUUAUGCAAGCCUUUAACAGCGGAUUUGGGACUCUGUCGUCACUGACGGUCAAUCAAGCUGAUAUAGCACGUUAUGCAAGAAGACCCAAUGAUCAGUUUUGGGGCCAAAUCUUUAUGUUCCCCAUCGCGUCUGCACUUCCAGGCCUUUAUGGAAUCUUGGUAGCAUCAGCUAGCGAGGAGAUAUACGGUGAGGCAGCUUGGAACCUCUGGGAUGUCUGUCAGAUGAUGCUCGAUCAAUAUCCUCACAAUUCGGCGGCUCGCUUCGGUAUUUUUCUUGCAUCUGCGAGUGUCGCGCUAGCUUUGAUUGCCGUCAAUCUCGCUACUAACUGCCUGCCAUUUGGAAGCGAUGUGUCUGCCCUGUUUCCCAAGUACAUGACUAUCAGACGGGGCCAGUUUAUUGCCUGUCUAUUGGGUAUAGCCAUCGUCCCAUGGAAGAUUUUGAAGGAUGGAACCACAUUUUUAGCUUUCUUAUCCGGCUACGGAUAUUGGUUAGCCCCCCUUGCCGCCAUCCUCUUCGUGGAUUAUUUCGUCAUCCAGCGUGGGAACAUCAUAACGAAGGACCUGUACAACGGGACACCUACCGGCCAUUACUGGUAUACCGGCGGAUGGAACAUUCGCGCCCCGGUUGUGACCAUCUUAUCUUUGAUUCCUUGCAUGCCCGGAUUUGCAGCUAGUAUUUCUGACUCGGUACACAUCUCCGAAGCGGCUAAAGAUCUCAAUACAUUUUCAUUCAUAUUGACCUACCUCAUUGCCAGCUUCUUGUAUUAUAUAUCCUAUCAGAUAUACCCCCGGGAUGUGAAGUGGCGGACUGCCGAGCCAUUUGAAGCAGUGGCAGAUGCCCAAGACGAGGAUGAGAAGAGGCGCCUUGCAAGUAAGAGGUUAGAUAGUGGAGGCCGUUCGACUCCGGAGUCGGACAAGAACGUGGAUGCAGGUAUUUAUGUCAAUUAAUGUAAUAUAUUUUUCGGUUUAGAUGGUUUUAAUGACGGAUGUAUUCGUUCUAAUGUGUCUACAUGGCUUGGCUUAGCGUCAUCAUUCAGCUGCUAUAGAUGGAAAUUUCCGUA
Messenger RNA from Desarmillaria tabescens, 1886 nucleotides. Its product is annotated as permease for cytosine/purines, uracil, thiamine, allantoin-domain-containing protein. The record is from RefSeq and is a predicted model, not a curated record. Lineage: Eukaryota; Fungi; Basidiomycota; Agaricomycetes; Agaricales; Physalacriaceae. The transcript has 15 exons. Gene Ontology annotation, molecular function: nucleobase transmembrane transporter activity. Bases 85 to 1773 code for a protein of 562 amino acids. Gene Ontology annotation, cellular component: plasma membrane. Gene Ontology annotation, biological process: transmembrane transport; nucleobase transport.